UCGCGGCACUUCUCUCCUCAUUCGCGAUCCAACUCGCCUCCCGAAAACUCGGGGUGGCGUCCGACCUAUCUGACGUCUCUACUACCGCGCGCGCAAGCAGCGGUUGGCAGACAGACAUUAUGGCGCGCGGCAGCGCUAUCAUGCUGGCUUUAGCAGUGUUUCUACUAGCUGAUCAGUGCUCUCAUGCCUCGUAUAUCGAUCCAGGAGACGACGACAUUGAAAUAAAUGGCCCCGACUACGAUGAAGAUCCCUCUGAUUUACAAAUCUUACAAGAUGUUGGCAAACGAUCGUCGCUGAUCUACGUUUUCAGGCGUGCGUGUAUUCGGCGUGGCGGCAAUUGCGACCACCGACCAGGGGACUGUUGUCAUUCUUCGUCGUGUCGAUGCAACCUUUGGGGCUCCAAUUGUCGCUGCCAGCGCAUGGGGCUCUUCCAGAAGUGGGGCUGAAACUACCGUUCCAUUGCCCGCGGCUACACCAUCCGCCGCCCCAACGACCAUCGCAUUAUUACUGGACCCGUUGCGUUAAAGCUUUACUUCUUAUUCACCUACUUCAUAUCUUCGAAAAUUUAAUUAUAAAAACAGGGACAUAGACUUUAUUUUGGAGAUAUUUUUUGGACCAUUUUUGCUAAACUUUGGCUAAGAUGUUCUUUUCUUUAUGUUCUAUUUGCUCUCUUUUGCUAUGAUUUUUGUCUGAUUGUGUCGGGUGUCCGCUUACAUGGUUGGGCAAUCACCCAGCCUUAUUGCCCAAUCAGUACGCUCUGACAUUAAGCCCGGCCAAUUAGAACCUAAAAUUGCAUCUUGCUGCGGGUUCUUGGCCUAUAAAUUUACGUUAAUUUUUUUUUCAUCCUUGAACCCAAAGCUUAGAUGCAAUCUUAUUCUAUCGCAAUGUAUGUAUGUAGAGUUAAAUAAGCUAAAAGUAGAAGCAGUAGCUAAUUGGUGGUAAACUUAUGUCAAUAGGAAGUAGAAAAUAUUGAUGGAUAGAAAAAUAUUAAUGUAACUUUUAAAAUAAAUGUUCUAGUCAUUUAAGAGACUAACGGUAAAGAAACUUGGUGAAAGACGCUAUAAUAAGCCUUUGUAUGAAUUAACGCCACUUAUUUGCGAUUGGCAACUUAGUAUUUUAAAAUACCUAUUAAUGUGUCAAAAUAUAUUUCUAAUAUAAUAAAUAAAACGAAUCUUAAAUAUUCUAUGUAUCUCUCGAACGGGGGUAUAUGGUAUUGCAGCCUAGUAGAGUCAUCUAUAUGUUGUUUCUUAUUUAUAUCCCUUAAGGGAAUAUAAUUGUACUACUACUAUAUUGGAAUAUUGAAAAUGAUAUAUUAUAUUAAUAAAUGUUUAUGGAAGAUA
Molecule: messenger RNA, 1340 nt
Organism: Danaus plexippus (monarch butterfly)
Lineage: Eukaryota; Metazoa; Arthropoda; Insecta; Lepidoptera; Nymphalidae
Product: U8-agatoxin-Ao1a-like
Exons: 4
Coding region: 120-446 (108 amino acids)
Cellular component (GO): extracellular region
Molecular function (GO): ion channel inhibitor activity
Source: RefSeq, a predicted model, not a curated record